This is a messenger RNA of Orussus abietinus, 1233 nucleotides long. RefSeq lists its product as uncharacterized. The transcript is spliced from 2 exons. The coding region runs from base 420 to 839 and encodes 139 amino acids. NCBI's taxonomy places the organism in Eukaryota, Metazoa, Arthropoda, Insecta, Hymenoptera, Orussidae. The record is from RefSeq and is a predicted model, not a curated record.
AGCCAGUGGGUGGGAAAAAAAAAAAAAAAAAUGUAAGAUAGCUAACGAACAAUUAAGGAAAUUAAUCCUGGCAUUUAAUCGACUACGUUUAUAUUCCAGUUGGACGUUGCCAGUCCUCGUCGGUUAAUUCGGAUACUUUAUCGCGAAGCUUUUCGGAUCGUGAAAAUUUGGACGGCCAGGUAAAGCCUUGGAAAAACUAAAUAACAAUGUGAUUUUCGAGUGCGCCAAUCGGUUAGGUCAGUUAUCACCUGUAGUUUAACGUCAUUGAACGAUUAGCGUGCUCUCCUUUGACGUCACGGUGCAUCGUAUAAAUACCGGAUCGACCGAAUCUUUGGGAGAGUCUUCUGUAACGACUGCCUCAGGAUAUACCCUUUCCUCGAAACUACUUCGUCUCUCGAUACGUGCGGAAAGCUGGAAAAAUGGAAUUCAUGGGGAUUCUCUUCCUGACCGUCUGCUCGACGACGCUUGGCUUGGCCCUGCCGAUCUCUUCCCCCGCGUCCCAAGAAUCCUCCGUCGACUUCGCGUCGGACGUUUCUUCUCGGGAAGAGCGGGAGUCCGAUGUCCUGCCAACGGAGAAGAUAUCCCUGUUGAUGCUGAUCGAGCCGGAGGAACCUACCGACUCCGCCCUGGACAGACUAAUGAUUUUCAUCCCGGAUUUCGAAAUCGCUCCCGACGCGCCCAUCGAAGACUUGGAGAAACGCAGCGCCGAAGGAAAGGACGACGACGACCUCGAGACGGCGGCCGGGACAAACGUUCUUCGACCGCUCUUCGUGUAUCGGCAACAAGUCGCGUAUCGGCAGAGACUAAGGAACGGACUAAGUCGCGGGAAUCGGUUUUGAGAGAGGCCUCCGAAAGUCUCCAAACGAGACGAAUUUCUCGAAACGGCGACGCCUCGUCGUCGUCGAGCGCUCUCUUGCCGAUUUCAUCUUUACCGAGGUAGUAAUUAAGGGAAUUAGACGUAAGAAAGCCAGGCUGCCCACCAAAGCGAGUAACGACGAACCCGCUACUCCGAGGAUCCGGUAUAAAGUUCCUACCGAGAAGGGUCGACCGAUCGUUUCCGACUCCCCCGGGAAUUCUAAUGUACCGAGUGCGUAAUCUCUCGGGAAUCCGGGAGAAUAAAUAUCGCUCCGUAACGUCGUCGUUCUCAUUUGCGUCGUUCCGGUCUCCAUCCGAGAGCCGAGUCGCGAGACGGUCAACCUCGAGGAAUAUUUAACGAAGGCUUCCUCGAUCGCU